This is a messenger RNA of Acanthosepion pharaonis, 657 nucleotides long. Lineage: Eukaryota; Metazoa; Mollusca; Cephalopoda; Sepiida; Sepiidae. The record is from the annotation of a GenBank genome assembly.
AUGGUUUUACUUUUUUUUUCCUCUCUCUGUCUGCUCUUUUUUCCUCUCUCUCUCUCUGUCUGCUCUUUUUUCCUCUCUCUCUCUCUGUCUGCUCUUUUUUCCUCUCUCUCUCUCUCUGUCUGCACUUUUUUUUCUCUCUCUCUGUCUGCUCUUUUUUCUCUCUCUCUGGGCUCUUUUUUCUCUCUCUCUCUGGGCUCUUUUUUCUCUCUCUCUCUCUGUCUGCUCUUUUUUUUUCACUUUCUCUCUGUCUGCUCUUUUUUUUUCACUUUCUCUCUGUCUGCUCUUUUUCUCUCUCUCUCUCUGCUCUUUUUUCCUCUCUCUCUGCUCUUUUUUCCUCUCUCUCUGCUCUUUUUUCCUCUCUCCCUGCUCUUUUUUUUCCUCUCUCUCUCCCUGCUCUUUUUUUUCCUCUCUCUCUCCCUGCUCUUUUUUUUCUCUCUCUCUCCCUGCUCUUUUUUUUCCUCUCUCUCUCCCUGCUCUUUUUUUUUUUUCCUCUCUCUCCCUGCUCUUUUUUUUCCUCUCUCUCUCCCUGCUCUUUUUUUUCCUCUCUCUCUCCCUGCUCUUUUUUUUUCCUCUAGACUUUAUUUUUUCUUUGUUCAUUUAGUAACGUAUUAUUUGUUACGUGUUACUUCAUUCUUUUUUUUUUUCCUUUUCCAUUAA